GUUUAAACAGAGUCGGUUCAUGUCUGCAGACCGGAUGUGUAGGCGUGGAAGCACCGCUCCUUUCUAGGAGCACGCUGUUUCUCUCUAGCAGCACCGUUCGCGGCGUCUAAACCGAUACGGUGUUUGUUCGGCAGUACACCCGCUAUCCGCUAGGUGCCGGCGCUUGCUAAGUUCGACGCGCGUUUCUACUUAGGGAGAUCCUUAGUAGCUCAGAGCCCUCGCGGACGGUUUUCCGAAAUGCUCAUUUCCCGGAAACAGGUGGUUCUUGGCCCUUGAAGCGCUCUUUAAUACCUGCGUUCUGUAGCGCUAGUUCUCUGCAAGGUUUGCUCAAUGUCCGUUUCAUUUCGGUUUCUUUUCUUGCUGUUUUUCUGUCGGAAUUACGGUUCGUUUUGGUUCCAUGCACUCUGUACAAUGUUACCGUUUUUCAAUUGUCUACAAAUUUUCGCGCAUUUGCUACUAUUGAGUUUCCUAGUAUCUGGCUGGCCUCCGCCCACGGGCUCCGGAGAGCAUAAAUACCCAGGCUGAUGGCGUGCAGAAGGCUCUCGCUCCUUGAUCAGCGGAAACAUCUGUUUCCUCCUGGUCUGAGGCUUAAGAGAUGGAGCGACAUUUUCUUGGCUGUGUGAAGCGUGCCUGGGAUUCCGCCGAAGCGGCGCCAGAGCCCCAGCCUCCGCCUAUUGUGAGUUCGGAAGACCGUGGGCCGUGGCCUCUUCCUUUGUAUCCGGUACUGGGAGAGUGCUCACUGGACAGCUGUGAUUCGGAGCUGCUUUCCAGUCCUUGCUGGCGGCUACGCUGGAUCUACCCGCAAAACGGACUCUUUCCCGGAGUCCAGAGCAUCUUGGAACCAAGUACCGACCAGCCCGCUGAGUUCAGUUGGCCCGGGACACAGAAGCAGCAAGAGGCACUUGCAGAAGAGGUGGACCAGGCAGAGGAACCCGACAGACUCACACUCCAGCCGCUUCCCUUGAGCAGUCCUCCCCAGCCCUGGGACAGACUGGAGGACACCCAGGCCUGUGACAGCGGGCCCGUUUUGGAAUGCAGCCACCCUGCUGCCCUGGAUUGGUGGCGCCCCCUCCCGGGUUUCUCAGACUGCCUGGAGUGGAUUCGUCGCGUUGGUUGUGCAGCGUUCUCUGUGCCCUGGGCGUGCUGCCCACGGAUCUGCGGAGCUAAUCAGCCUUAGAGAGCAACAGGAGGCUUUCGGAUUCUCCUCCUUGAAAAGAUUCUGUUACCAAAGGUCUCCACCUAGAAAAUAAAAACACAUUAAAAUGUGCCUUCAUUGCUGGUUGUCAAUUUUUAAAUGCUCUUUCUCUGAUGUUUCUCCCUUGUUUCGGGUCCCUUACUACUUGCAGUUUCCUUGCUUUUUAAACCGUUAUGUCGAUUUCGUUAUAUAUUUCAUUUUUAUCUCUU
Messenger RNA from Cebus imitator (Panamanian white-faced capuchin), 1404 nucleotides. RefSeq names its product annexin-2 receptor-like. Bases 596 to 1177 code for a protein of 193 amino acids. Lineage: Eukaryota; Metazoa; Chordata; Mammalia; Primates; Cebidae. Gene Ontology annotation, molecular function: signaling receptor activity. The transcript has a single exon. The record is from RefSeq and is a predicted model, not a curated record.